Messenger RNA from Thermothelomyces thermophilus ATCC 42464, 2578 nucleotides. RefSeq lists its product as uncharacterized. The transcript has a single exon. Gene Ontology annotation, biological process: adenine biosynthetic process; 'de novo' IMP biosynthetic process. Gene Ontology annotation, cellular component: cytosol. The coding region runs from base 87 to 2450 and encodes 787 amino acids. Lineage: Eukaryota; Fungi; Ascomycota; Sordariomycetes; Sordariales; Chaetomiaceae. The record is from RefSeq and is a predicted model, not a curated record. Gene Ontology annotation, molecular function: ATP binding; phosphoribosylamine-glycine ligase activity; phosphoribosylformylglycinamidine cyclo-ligase activity.
ACCUGGAGGAGGGGCACGAUGCUGGGCAGAGACGAUCGACCCGGACCGAUCGGAACCGACUCGACUCGACUUGACCCAACGUGAAAAUGUCGUCUCUGCGCAUCCUGCUCAUCGGCAACGGCGGCCGCGAGCACGCUCUGGCCUGGAAGCUCGCCCAAUCGCCGCUGGUGGAGUCCAUCAUCGCCGUGCCCGGCAACGGAGGCACCGCGCGCUUGCCCAAAACCACCAACAACACCUCGGUGGCCGCCGACGACUACCCGGGCCUCGUUGAUCUUGCGCGCAAGCAUGGCGUCAACCUCGUCGUCCCGGGGCCCGAGGCGCCCCUCGUUGACGGCGUCGAGGGAUUCUUCCGCGAGGCGGGCAUCCCCGUCUUCGGACCCUCCAAAGAGGCCGCGCGCAUGGAGGGCAGCAAGACCUUCUCCAAGGACUUCAUGAAGAAGCACAACAUCCCGACUGCCGCCUACGAGAACUUCUCCGACUACGACAAGGCCUGCCAGUACCUCAAGUCGAUCAAGCACAACGUCGUCAUCAAGGCCACCGGCCUGGCCGCCGGCAAGGGCGUGAUAAUCCCGCAGAACCAGGAGGAAGCCCUAAAGGGGCUCAAGGAGAUCAUGCUCGACAAGUCCUUUGGCUCGGCCGGCGACGAGGUCGUCAUCGAGGAGUUCCUCACCGGCGACGAGCUCAGCAUCCUGUCCUUCUGCGACGGCACUACCAUCAAGUCGCUCCCCCCCGCCCAGGACCACAAGCGCAUCGGCGAGGGCGACACCGGCCUCAACACGGGCGGCAUGGGCUGCUAUGCCCCGACCAAGCUGGCCACUCCGCAGCUGAUUGCCCGCAUCGAGCGCGAGAUCCUCCAGCCGACCAUCGACGGCAUGCGCAAGGACGGCUUCCCCUUUCGCGGUUGUCUCUUUACCGGCCUGAUGAUCACCCCCGACGGCGCUCCCAAGGUGCUCGAGUACAACGUCCGCUUCGGCGACCCCGAGACCCAGACGGUGCUCCCCCUCCUCAAGUCCGAUCUGGCCAAGAUCAUGUACGCCUGUGCGGGGCCGGUUCCCUAUCUCGAAGACGUGCAGGUCAAGGUCUCGUCCAAGUUCAGCACGACUGUCGUCGUCGCCGCCCCCGGCUAUCCAGAGUCGUAUCCCAAGAACAUCCCCAUGCGAGUGGCGAACCCGCCCGAGGGAAUCCACCUCUUCCACGCCGGGACCAAGCUGUCGGGUGAGGGUGACGCGCUCCUGACCUCGGGCGGCCGUGUCAUCGCGGCCACCGCCACCGGCGACUCCCUCCGCGCCGCCGUCGACAAGGCCUACGAGGGCGUCAAGCUGAUCAACUUCGACGGCAUGUACUAUCGCAGGGACAUUGCCCACCGCGCCUUCCGCGGUACUCGGGCCGCCGACAAGCUCACCUACGCCCAGUCCGGCGUGAGCAUCGAUGCCGGCAACGAGCUGGUGGCCCGCAUCAAGGCCGCCGUGGCCACGACCCGGCGCCCCGGCGCGGACGCCAUCAUCGGCGGGUUCGGCGGCGAGGUUGACCUGUCCGCCGCCGGCCACCCGGGCGCGCCCAUCAUCGUCGGCGCCAUCGACGGCGUCGGCACCAAGCUCAUCAUCGCCCAGAAGAUGAACAAGCACGACACGGUCGGCAUCGACCUCGUCGCCAUGAACGUGAACGACCUCGUCGUCCAGGGCGCCGAGCCCUUCAUGUUCCUCGACUAUUACGGCUGCUCGCGCCUCGACGUCUCGGUCGCGACCUCGUUCGUCGAGGGCGUCGCCAAGGGCUGCAUCGCGGCAGGCUGCGCCCUCGUCGGCGGCGAGACCGCCGAGAUGCCCGACCUCUACACCGGCGACGACUACGACGCCGCGGGCGCCGCCAUCGGCGUCAUGCGCGCCUCCCAGCGCCUGCCCCGCAAGGACGCCAUGGCCGAGGGCGACGUCCUCCUCGGCCUGGCCUCCUCGGGCGUCCACUCCAACGGCUUCUCCCUCGUCCGCCGCAUCGUCGCCAACCGCGGCCUGCAGUAUACCGACCCCUGCCCCUGGGACCCGGCCGCCCGCUCCCUCGGCGAGGCCCUCCUCACCCCGACGCGCAUCUACGUCAAGCCCCUGCUCGCCGCCCUCGCCCAGACGGGCGACGCCAUCAAGGGCAUGGCGCACAUCACCGGCGGCGGCCUCACGGAGAACGUCCCGCGCAUGCUGCCCGCCCACUUGGCCGGCGAGAUCGACGUCGGCAGCUGGGAGGUGCCGGCCGUCUUCCGCUGGCUGGCGCAGGACGUCGAGCCCGCCGAGAUGGCCAGGGCCUUCAACAACGGCCUGGGCAUGGUCCUCGCCGUCGAGGCCUCCCGCGCCGAGGAGGUCGCGCGCGUCCUCGAGGGCGCCGGCGAGAAGGUCUGGAAGGUGGGCCGGUUGGUGAAGAGGGGGCCAGAGGGUUGUGUGUUGAGGGGGUUAGAGGCAUGGGCUUAGUUUAGGCUCAAGCCCUGCCUGUCGGCGAGGGGGUAUUACCGAGUGGAGUUGAGUAUAUGGGUCGGGUGUUGUCUGUGUUCCCGGGUAAAAAAAAUUAAAAUAAAAUAAAAUAAAAUGAUGAGAACAAG